Messenger RNA from Choloepus didactylus (southern two-toed sloth), 6247 nucleotides. RefSeq names its product potassium two pore domain channel subfamily K member 1 (gene KCNK1). NCBI's taxonomy places the organism in Eukaryota, Metazoa, Chordata, Mammalia, Pilosa, Megalonychidae. Gene Ontology annotation, cellular component: membrane. Gene Ontology annotation, biological process: potassium ion transmembrane transport; stabilization of membrane potential. The record is from RefSeq and is a predicted model, not a curated record. Gene Ontology annotation, molecular function: potassium ion leak channel activity. The coding region runs from base 412 to 1422 and encodes 336 amino acids. The transcript has 3 exons.
AUCAUCCUGGCUUUUUUAUAUUGCAAGGGAAGAGGAAAAGAAGGGAGGGAAAAAAAAAAUCGCCGGAGAGCGCCAAUCACGGAGACGGUAACUGCACAAAGGGAGCCGGAGCCCGCGCGGAGCGAGCGCCAAAGGAGGUGCGCCGAAGGGCAGGGGGCGGUGGCACCCGAUCCCGACCGCUCAAACUUCUGGUCCCGCCCUUAUCGUGGGCGCGGCGGGGGAGGGGACCCCGCGGGCCGCCAGGCGGGAUCCGGCAGCGACCUCCCGAAACACCCCGAGCGGGUAACCGGAGCCGGCCGAGGGCUGGCCAGGGCGGCGCCGAGGAGGGUACAGGCGCUGGGCCGGCGCGCGGCUGGCGCUCUCGGCCGGGUCUGCUGCGGCGGCGGCAGCGGCGGCGCGCGGGGGAGGAAGAUGCUGCAGUCCCUGGCCGGCAGCUCGUGCGUGCGCCUGGUGGAGCGGCACCGCUCGGCCUGGUGCUUCGGCUUCUUGGUGCUGGGCUAUCUGCUGUACUUGGUGUUCGGCGCCGUGGUCUUCUCUUCGGUGGAGCUGCCCUACGAGGACCUACUGCGCCAGGAGCUUCGCAAGCUGAAGCGGCGCUUCCUGGAGGAGCACGAGUGCCUCUCGGAGCAGCAACUGGAGCAGUUCUUGGUGCGGGUGCUAGAGGCCAGCAACUACGGCGUGUCGGUGCUCAGCAACGCCUCUGGCAACUGGAACUGGGACUUCACCUCCGCGCUCUUCUUCGCCAGCACGGUGCUCUCCACCACAGGUUAUGGCCACACCGUGCCCUUGUCAGACGGGGGUAAGGCCUUCUGCAUCAUCUACUCCGUCAUCGGCAUCCCUUUCACGCUCCUCUUCCUGACGGCAGUGGUCCAGCGCAUCACCGUCCACGUCACCCGCAGGCCUGUCCUCUACUUCCACAUCCGCUGGGGCUUCUCCAAGCAGGUGGUGGCCAUUGUUCACGCAGUUCUCCUGGGGUGUGUCACCGUGUCCUGCUUCUUUUUAAUCCCGGCAGCCGUCUUCUCUGUCCUGGAGGAUGACUGGAACUUCCUCGAAUCCUUUUAUUUUUGUUUUAUUUCCCUGAGCACCAUUGGCCUAGGAGAUUAUGUUCCAGGAGAAGGCUACAAUCAAAAAUUCCGAGAACUCUAUAAGAUUGGCAUCACAUGUUACCUGCUCCUCGGCCUUAUUGCCAUGUUGGUAGUUCUGGAAACCUUCUGUGAACUCCAUGAGCUGAAAAAAUUCAGGAAAAUGUUCUACGUGAAGAAGGACAAGGACGAGGAUCAAGUGCACAUUCUUGAACAUGACCAGCUCUCCUUCUCCUCCAUCACAGACCAGGCAGCUGGCGUGAAGGAGGAUCAGAAACAAAACGAGCCUUUUGUGGAGGCUCAGUCAUCUGCCUGCCUCGAUGGCUCUGCAAACAAUUAAACAGAGGGCAUUGCUAUGUUGUCGUAGAGCACCAGUGUGAGGGCAAUUAAGUAUUAGGCUUGAUUUUGGUCAUUUGGUCACUUUUACAAGAAUGUAAAUGCCAAGACGAUGUUACUUUAACCAGUGUGUACUAUUUGCAAUAUUUUAAAAACAAAAAAUAAAACAGAACAAAGGAGGCUUUUCCUCUGGAGGGAUGGGUAUCUAAUAUCUGAGGAAACAGAAUGUGUACCUAUUAUUGAUAUCUGACGAAAUUAUCUAGACUUUACUUAUAGGAGAAGAAUACAUGAAGCAGUGCUGCUUUGGAUAGAAGAAGAUUUUAUACUUUGAAUUGGAGGCUUUGGAGUUUGCAUUUAAAUAAUUUAGUUGAUGGCUAAAUAGCAAAUUUAUAUUUAAAAGCAAAAAAGAAGCAUAAAGAUGUGUUUUAUAAAUAUGUUUAUGUAUACUUGUUUGCAUGUACCCUACUAAAGUGAUUAUUUUUGUAGAAUCUAAGUUAAAACUUACUAUUUAUGAUGAAUAGGUAACCGUUAAAUGUGUACAAAAAAGUAUAAAUAUGUUCAUAUCCUGUACAGAUGUGUUUUAGGUCACCAGAUCCCAGGGUACUUCUUAUCCCAAGAUUGUAGAUAUCUUUCCUUUUGAUUUCUCUUUAUACUAAGGAAAUCCAGAGUUACUGCAAUAAAAUAAGGGGAAUAAUAUACAUAAGAGUGAAUACCUAUAGUUUCCUGCUGCAGUAAAUGUUCCUACCCUCUUGGAAUAGUAUAGCCAAGUAUAAGUUUAAAAACAUAUGUGUUUCUUUGGAGGUAAACAAGUAAUGAAGAGUAUGAUUUGCAUAAAGGUUAAGAUAUUUUGUUUUUAAAGGAUUUGGUGAUUUGUGGCCGCCUAGUCCUAAAGCACAGAACUGGAAUAUAAAACCCCCAACUGAGCAGAUUGUGUUGAAUUAAUUUGAGAAUUGUUAAUUUUUAAGUUGAAAUCAGUUAAAAAUCAUAGCUGAUUGCCACCCUGUGCUUUAACAUAUCAAGAAAAAUUUUCCUCCAUGUAGGUGAUAUGAAUGCACUCCUUUAGAAACCAUAAGGCAACAUUCAAAUGUUGUACCCAAGGAACGAAUAAGAAUCUUGGAAGGGAAAAUUGAGAAGAUCCUGAAUGAUAACUGAUGCUCGGGGACACACUAACCAAGGCUCACCUCCCUUGGGUAGCUGCCUUGGAGGUGGUGCUUGAGGUAUUCCUCAAGGUCAACGUCUUGCUAACGAGCGGGGCCAGGACUCUGUUCACUGGGAAGGAUGCUACUCACGGUAAGCAGCUUUCUUGGUAACCUUUCUAUCAUUUGGUCUCCUUUUGAAUCAAAGGACCUUUUCCAUUGUGCACCACAAUUAGUGAACCAUUACAGCCCAGUCGCUCUCACUGCUGUAUUUGAAGAUUGUAUCUCCUGACUAUAGCAAGGACCCUUCUUUGUUGUAUAAAAUGGCAUCAUGUCUCAUAGCAACAGAACCAUAUUUUUGGGAUGGUAGAACAAGGAGUUACAUUACCGUAGCCCCCUGUGGCUGUACGUGGCUCCUGUGUUGGCGAAUUCUUUGUCCUCAGCAGAUCCUUUCCUAUGUCUAAACCUAAACAUGUGGGUCUUUUCUUUCUGACUCAGGUUAUGCUGCCCCAUAAGCACUUUUCUUUCUUUUUUAUCUUUUUUCUUUUUCUUUUGUUUUUUUUUAAAUUAGAGAAGUUGUAGGUUUACAGAAAAGUACACCAAAUACAGAGUUCCCAUAUCCCGACUCCUCCCCCAUUAUUAACACCUUCAUUAGUGUGGUGCAUUUGUUACGAUUGAUGAAAAAGCAUUUUUAUAAUUGUACCAUAAGCACAUUUCUUUUCCUGAUUCCUCAUUCCAUGCUUCCCCGUGUCUCCAUGGGAGAAGGACGGGUCUCAGAGAGGGUAGAGCAUUGUGUUAAGGGAUGGAUUCACAGAAUAGUGGCCUGCUUUAUGGCCAGAAUUGAGUCUGGAAAGUUCACAGUGAUCACGCUUUUUGGUGUGGCCCAGAGACCAGAAAUGGCAGAUACUAUAAAUCGGAGAAAACAGUAUAUCGUAUUUGGGAGAAAAUAUUUUAUUCAUUGCAGGAAAUAACUAGCUUACGACAGCUGUUUGGCUCUAAUAUGAGAGGGGAGUUCAAAUUAAAAAAAAUGAGGAAGAACAUAAAGGAAAAAUUUGAAUAGGAUGUAAUUAAUAAGUAAUAGAGUAUGUUAUUUAAUUUUAAACCUUUUAUGAAUCUGUAGAGAAUACCCGAAACCUUAAUGUGUGUCAGUUGUUUCUGACAAUUCUAAUAAAAAAAAAGCUUUUUUAUUAGAGAACUUGCAGGUUUACAGAAUAAUCAUGCAUAAAAUACAGGAUUUCUAUGCACCACCAAACCAGUUUCUGAUUUCAAGGAUGAGGUACAAAAUUGGAGCACGUUUUGCCUCCCCCAACCACAUAAGAUAGGAACUGUAAGGGAGAGUAAUUUGCCUAGAGAUUCUUUUUGGCUUCGGCUGAUGCAGAGGCUGCUACCCUGGGAUCAUGAGGGAGACCCACAGGGCAUCCUGUGUCUGCCCCUCACAGAGCAGAAACAAGAUCUGUCUGGGAACAUGGCGAGGAGGUGGGAGGUCAGGGUGGCAUGGUACUGAAUGGCACUGAACUGACGUUUGGAGCCCUUUUAAUUGAAGGUUAAGAGUGUGAAGUUGGAGGUGUAAGUGAAUACUAGGAGGUAAUGAAUGACUAUAUAGGCUGAAGGGUCCAAUGGGCCGACAGAGUGUUCUACCUUCAGGAGAGAAAAGCAGCAGAAAUCGUCUUUCAAGGAGAGUAUGACUGUGUGUGAAGUAAAAAGUGGCAUAUAGCCAGUAGCAAUGUUGAUUUCCAAGCAGCAGAUACGGCAGCAGAUACAGUCAGUGUUCGGAGAGAACACGGUAUCUCCCCCAAGGGAGGGGGAAGUCCUCCAGAACAAUCUUACAGAGGAGAUUCAUGGAACAGAUAAAGUUUGGUUUAGAUGACUCCAUUUCAGAGACUCUGGUUCUCUUUAUAUUGAUCAGGUCCACAAGAUAUUUAAAAAAGGUUUUGUUCAGACAUUGAAGAGGAAGAAGCAUGGGCAGGAAAAGGGGGAUAUAUUCUGAAUACAUUUGGAAUCAUUACUAAAACAUAGGAUCAUUUAUUCAUGCCUGAAAAACAGUCACAGCCAUUCAUGUUUUCCAUGUGCCUUUUGGAAAAUGAAUGAGGAGAUAACAGCAUUUACAAAUCUGGAGACCCUGCAAUAACUGAAAUGGUCAAGGCAGAACCUUUUUAACCUUUUAACGUUGUUAAUAGUACACUCACCUCUUGCUAAAAACAGCUAAUAUUUGUUUCAAGUAAAGGAUAAUUUUAAAUGGGCAAAUGCCUGCAUUGAAAGGUAAUAAUAGAGGGUUAUCUGCCUCAUACUGAGAACUCAGUACAGAGCCUCCUGAUUGUGUGGCAUGUUACAUUCAUUUUGUGAUUUGUUGUCAAAACUUCCAUGCUGAGAAGAGAUGUGAUAAAUACUGGUAUCUUCGAUUCAAGAAGGCAGUCCCUCUGGGACAUUUUCAAAAAUGUGUAUGUGGCCAAACAGAUCAUUCCUUGGCAAAUUUAGUAACAAAAGUUUCUUAGAAAUUUAUAACUGAAACUGAAAUGGUAAAGCAUUUGUCACUUACCUUAUUUGACAAUGCCAAGUAAAAUAAUAAAUUGCCGCUUUAGUAACAUUUAAAGUUUUUCCCACAGUGAUUCAUUAUUUUCUGAGAGCUUCUCCUUUAUUAAAAUUUGGUACAUAGGAGCCUUUUGUAUGAGGCAAAACAUGAAAUUGUUUGUUGAAGACAAUUUUCCUAACAUCUCACUCAUCUAAUAUGUGCUUACAGGCAAUACGGCUUUCUGGAACAUAGUAAAAGACUCAGAAGCAAAUAAAAACACUUCUAAGUAUUUUUCACUGUAUAGCACUCAAGUGUAUGACACUUAAGUAAGAAGUAAGCCCUCUCUUUGCUUCACUCAGAGCUUAUUCAUACUUUGCUCACAGUUCUAAUAAAAUUACUGCUCUAGUUUUCCAACCCACAGGAAAUAAAGGAGAGAGAUCAUAUUCUGCAGUUCUCAAAAGAACUGUCUAAAGAUGCAAGCUGGCAAUAAUUACAGUGCAAUCCCUUACCCAGCUUUAAAUUGACCUUUUCUAGGUCCCUGUGAAAGCAUCCACAGUAAUUUCACCAUCCACUUGGUCUCGGUCACCCUGGGGCACUCACAGUUUGAGUGGAACAGUUGACUGCCUCACCAUGGCUUUUUUAUACAUUCAAGGACAAAUUGUCACAUCCAGUACAUGACAACUUACCCUUUACUCAUAGCAAGUUUUAUCCAUUCUAAGCCAAACAGCAGAACAUAUUCAGAUCAAUAUGAUUGUAAAAGUAUGAAUAGUUAUUUGUGGCAAAAAAUAAAAUUUCCACACUAGUCAGAAUUCGUCGGCUCCCUGGGAGUGGUUUGUGGUGCUGAGUUCUCUCGUGCAUCCCAUUGAGAACCACUGCACUCAGUGCUAUUAUGUGCACGAGAAGAGCAGGAAAGAAGAGCAGGAAGUGUUGCCCACAGCCUGACAGUGAAAGAGAAACAGAAACACUGGAAGGCAAACACAGACUAAGAAAAGAAUUGUGUUCUAGAGCCAUCAAAGGCUGGGGCUGAUAGCCACUGAGGCCAACGCAGCAUUUCUUUUGAUGUUAUUUCUAUAACACUGAAUCUUUAUGACAACUUUAAACUAUGUUUGAUAUGCUCUGUUUAAGGAUAUAGUGUAAACUAUGAUGUAUUUCCAUACAAAAUGAUUAAAAUUCUUUUUAAAAGC